Molecule: messenger RNA, 840 nt
Organism: Fonsecaea pedrosoi CBS 271.37
Lineage: Eukaryota; Fungi; Ascomycota; Eurotiomycetes; Chaetothyriales; Herpotrichiellaceae
Exons: 1
Coding region: 1-840 (279 amino acids)
Molecular function (GO): protein binding
Source: RefSeq, a predicted model, not a curated record
AUGCUACAGGCCCAGAGCUUCUUUUGCCUAGGCCCACCGAUCGUAUAUGCGAAUUGGAUGCUUCGUCGACAGAACUCAUGUCUGCUGUCAGCUUGCACAGAGUCCCCUGAAGACACCAACGGUUCGGGCCUCGAAGAUCCUGUGCUUGAGAUUGGCAGUCCCAUUCAUUAUGUGGCGUUUCAUUGCUUGCACGAACUAGCCGAGCUGCUCCUGGCGCACGAAAAGCGGAAGGUCAAUGUGAAUCUGACACGAGGAAUGUACUGGACAUCACUUGAAGCCAGUAUCUCGGGCGACUGUGAGCUCGAGGACCAGCUGAAGAUGUUCAAGUUCCUCGUCAGAAAGGGCGGUAACCCGACCAUUCCCGGUGGCUCCUAUGGAAAUCUGCUCAACUGCGCGGUGGCCACUGCGUCCGUAUCAAUCUUGGAGGACAUUAUGGCGGUCUGCGAUGAUAAGGAACUCAGUGUCAAAAAUGCAGAUGUAGAGGGCAAACUCGCCUCACAUUUCGCCGCGACCGGCGCAAACCAGCGCGCCUUCGAGUUGGUGCUGCUUCCUCACCUUGAAGCCAAGGACAAGCAGGGCCGGGUUCCCAUUCACUUUGCCGCAGUAGCUGGCUCACUCCCCACGCUCAGAUUUCUUCUGGGGCACUCAGUUAACCUAAGACAGGUGGACAAAGAUAACUGGAACUCCUUGCACUGGGCCUGCCGGCAGUGGGAUACGGAAGUUGUUCGCCGCAUUCUUGAAGCGGGUGGCCGGUCUUUCGUCGACGACAAGACCGCCGAGGGCUACACGGCUGAAAAUAUUGCAACUUUGCACCAAAAACUCACUUUAUCCCGUACCUGA